AUGGCAAACGUUAACCUGCGCACCAAAACGCUGCGGGACGGCACCACGGCGGAAGAUCUGUUCAGCGGUGACGGCCUCACUUACAACGACAUCAUCAUCCUUCCAGGCUUUAUCGACUUCGGCGCGUCGGACGUGAGCGUGUCGGGGCAUUUCACGAAGAAGAUCCGUCUGCACAUCCCCAUCGUCUCCUCUCCGAUGGACACCGUGACGGAGAACGAUAUGGCCCGCACAAUGGCGCUAAUGGGCGGCAUCGGCGUUAUCCACAACAACUGCACGGUGCAGUGGCAGGCGCAGAUGGUGCGUAGCGUCAAGAUAUUCCGCAACGGCUUCAUCAUGAAGCCGAAGUCCGUGGGUCCUGACACGCCCAUCUCCGCCAUCCACGAGAUCAACGCUGAGAAGGGGAUCAGCGGCAUCCUAGUGACAGAAAAUGGUCAAUACAACGGCAAGUUGCUAGGCAUUAUCUGCUCCAAGGACAUCGACUUCGUGAAGGACGUUUCUACGCCGGUCUCGCAGUGCAUGACGAAGCGCGAGAACAUGACGGUGGAGCGCUUCCCCAUCAAGUUGGAAGAGGCCAUGGGCGUGUUGAACCGGAGCCGCCACGGCUACCUUCCCGUGUUGAAUGAUGCGGAUGAGGUUAUGUGCCUCUGCUCGCGCCGUGAUGCGGUGCGGGCACGCGUGUACCCGAACAGCAGCCUCGACCGCAAGGGCCACCUGCUGUGCGCCGCGGCGACGUCGACACGCGAAGAGGACAAGGCUCGCGUGACGGCCCUCGCCGCAGCCGGCGUCGACGUCCUCGUGCUGGACAGCUCACAGGGUAACACCAUCUAUCAAGUUUCCUUCAUCAAGUGGGUGAAGAAGACGUUCCCGCACGUGGAGGUGGUUGCCGGCAAUGUCGUGACGCAGGACCAGGCGAAGAACCUCAUCGACGCCGGCGCCGACGCGCUGCGCAUCGGUAUGGGGAGCGGCAGCAUCUGCAUCACGCAGGAGGUGCUCGCCUGCGGCCGCCCGCAGGCUACGGCGGUCUACAAGGUCGCCCGCUACGCUGCCUCGCGUGGGGUGCCCUGCGUCGCCGACGGCGGCAUGCGCAGCGUCGGGGACAUCUGCAAGGGCCUGGCCAUUGGCGCGAACACCGUGAUGCUCGGCUCCAUGCUCGCCGGUACGUCGGAGACGCCCGGCAGCUACUUCUUCAAGGACGGCCUGCGUCUAAAGGCGUACCGUGGCAUGGGCAGCCUCGAGGCCAUGACGCAGGGCAAGGAAUCGGGCAAGCGGUACCUCUCCGAGAAUGAGGCGGUGCAGGUGGCACAGGGCGUUUCCGGCACGGUGCUGGACAAGGGCUCCAUCACGCGGCUGCUUGCGUACAUCCACAAGGGGCUGCAGCAGUCGGCGCAGGACAUCGGCGAGAUCAGCUUCGACGCGGUGCGGGAGAAGAUGUACGAGGGCCAGGUGCUCUUCAACCGCCGCACAGCCACCGCCCAGUCGGAAGGCAGCGUCCACUCGCUGCACUCCUACGAGAAGAACCUCUUCACGUCAAAGUUGUAG
Molecule: messenger RNA, 1539 nt
Organism: Trypanosoma grayi
Lineage: Eukaryota; Euglenozoa; Kinetoplastea; Trypanosomatida; Trypanosomatidae
Product: inosine-5-monophosphate dehydrogenase
Exons: 1
Coding region: 1-1539 (512 amino acids)
Biological process (GO): GTP biosynthetic process
Cellular component (GO): cytoplasm
Molecular function (GO): IMP dehydrogenase activity
Source: RefSeq, a predicted model, not a curated record